ACGGAGCUACAUUUAAAACAGGCUGCGAAUUCCGGUAACAGACGUUUUAAACGAAUUUUGCCAGUAGUUUUAAAAGGCACGUUUAGCUAUGUUUUAAUUGCCGUGUUAAGUUUAGAGUUUGUGCUCCCCCUUUUGCAGUCAUGUCGUCCAUGGAAGUCCGGAGUGUGCAACUUCCAGUGACUGGUAACCCCCCAAAGAUGACUAAACCAACAGGAGCUGUAACGAGGCGAGCUGCUCUCGUCGAGCGAACCAAUGUGCUCGUGUCAGGAGUCGACAUAAAGGAAAGGGGACAUGGCAAAGCAAUUGGAGUUCGGAAAGUCAAUGCCGUUGCUCCAUUUCAAGUUAAGGCAGCAGCAGACCCCCUUCUGGUUUCAGAGGCAUCGACUGAUGUGUCCAUGAAGGAAGAGGAGGAGGAGGUGGAACUAUGCCAGGCUUUCUCCAAUGCACUGCUCCCAGUGGAUGAUGUAGAUGAGGAUGAUGCCAACAUGCCCCAGCUGUGCUCCGAAUACGUAAAGGACAUCUACAGAUAUCUGCACCAAUUGGAGGUAGAGCAGCCUGUACAUGCCAACUACAUGCAGGGUUAUGAAAUCACCGACCGCAUGCGAGCCCUUCUUAUCGACUGGAUGGUUCAGGUUCAUUCCAGAUUCCAGCUGCUGCAAGAGACCUUGUAUCUCUCUGUUGCGGUCCUUGACCGGUUUCUCCAGAUCCAGCCAGUCUCUCGUAGAAAGCUUCAGCUCGUCGGCGUGACUGCAAUGCUGGUUGCCUCAAAGUAUGAGGAGACUUAUCCUCCGAUAGUGGGAGACUUUGCUUAUGUCACGGACAGCGCGUUCACCAAUGCUCAGAUUUUGGAGAUGGAACAACUGGUUCUAAAGAGCCUCAACUUUCAGCUCGGACGUCCGCUUCCGCUACACUUCCUCAGGAGAGCUUCAAAAGUGGCCAAUUCUGAUGUGGAAAGGCACACGCUGGCCAAGUAUCUGAUGGAGUUGACACUCAUUGACUACGAAAUGGUGCAUUAUCGCCCUUCUGAGAUUGCUGCAGCGGCUCUGUGCCUCUCUCAGCUGCUGCUGAAUGAACUCCCUUGGUCAACUACACAGGAACACUACUCGACAUAUAGCGAGGCCCACCUGAGGCCCAUCAUGCAGCACAUCGCCAAAAAUGUUGUAAGGGUAAAUGGUGGGAAAACUAAAUUCCAGGCUGUCAGGAACAAGUACUCGAGCAGCAAGUUGAUGAAGAUCAGCCUGAUUCCACAGCUCAAUUCACAGCUUAUCAGCAACCUGGCAGCCUGUCUUGAUGCCCUUUGAUUUUUUGUUUUUGUUUUAAUGUUUUACCCCCCCUUUUUUUUGUUUUUAACAGCCACAUGCACUUUCUGAAUUUUACCUACCCCCUUUAUUUUAUUUUUUAUUAAAUAACAAAGUCCUGGAUUGGGAGUUCUUUGUCUUAAGAAUGCAUGCUCAUGUGCCGCUGCUCCUCUUUAUGACAUUAAAGUGACCAGUUGUCGA
Molecule: messenger RNA, 1499 nt
Organism: Hippocampus zosterae (dwarf seahorse)
Lineage: Eukaryota; Metazoa; Chordata; Actinopteri; Syngnathiformes; Syngnathidae
Gene: ccnb2
Product: cyclin B2
Exons: 8
Coding region: 141-1301 (386 amino acids)
Biological process (GO): regulation of cyclin-dependent protein serine/threonine kinase activity; mitotic cell cycle phase transition
Cellular component (GO): nucleus; cytoplasm; cyclin-dependent protein kinase holoenzyme complex
Molecular function (GO): cyclin-dependent protein serine/threonine kinase regulator activity
Source: RefSeq, a predicted model, not a curated record